AUGUCUCGAGGAAUUUUCCGCAAACGUUUUGAAAAAGUUCUCGAAGACAUUCCGAAAGAAAAACUAGGAGAACCAAGAAUCAGAUGUGCCCCUACAGGAAUCACGGUUCUACUUGAAGCCGACAGCCCGUUCAAAGGUGCAUUGUUUUUGAAAGGAUCUGCUGAUAAAAAAUCUUGUAAAGCCGAUUUCUCAACACAGCCAAGUCAAAACAUCAGUUUUGAAUUUGGUUUUGAUGACUGUCCGAGCAGGAGAAAAAGACAGAUUGCGGCUCCCCGUGGAAUGACUAUGUCUUCUGUGCUCGUUGUUUCGUAUCAUGGAUCCAUAAUCACUCAUCGUGACGUGGCAUAUCAAAUUGAUUGCUUCUACCGAGAAGAAAAUAGUAAAGUGGAGACGAUGUUGGCUGUGAACGCACCACAACCGAGGAGUUUAAGUGAUGCUCCUAAAUUACCUACAUGUGAUUACCGUGUGGAAGUCACUGGUGGGAAAGCUGUGGCAGGAGGAGUCGUCACUUCUUCUCUGUCCGAAUCCGCGCAAGUUGCAAAUGUUGGCGAUUCUGUCAUUCAUAUUUGGACAUGUUCUGGUGAUACUCCAAGUGAUAUCUAUUGCAUCCAAGUGUAUAGCUGCACAGCUGAGGAUGGUGGUGCUGAUAAUGUGCAAGUAGUUGAUGAGAAUGGAUGUACUACGGAUGGAGAGCUCCUCUCCCCGAUUAAGUACAAGGAAGGAUCAAUGAGAGCAGCUGCAAGCUCGCAUGCUUUCAAAUUUGUGGACAAUCACAUAGUUUACUUCAAAUGUAAUAUUAGAAUCACUAUGAAGAGUCCUACGGGAGAAUGUCCGGUCAAUAAUUGCUCCCCAGAAGGAUCAACAGGCACACUUUCUCGUAAAACUCGCUCUCCAAACAUCUCUGAAUACCCGUUCAUCAUAUUCCCGAAAAUUUUCAAAUUCAACACUCCGCGAUUGGAACUGCCUGAAUACAGUAUCUUAGUAACUUCUGGAGAGAUUAUUGUGGAAGAGGAACAUGCUAAAAAUCAUAUUUUGUCAACUUAUAGACCGAACAAGGAACUUUUCUAUUCUCAUGAGAAAUCUAGAUAUUUCAACAAAGCAAACCGAUUCUUGAGUUUUUUAAAUCUCUUCACUGUACUCUUGCUUUUGCUGUAA
This is a messenger RNA of Caenorhabditis briggsae, 1155 nucleotides long. The coding region runs from base 1 to 1155 and encodes 384 amino acids. NCBI's taxonomy places the organism in Eukaryota, Metazoa, Nematoda, Chromadorea, Rhabditida, Rhabditidae. The record is from RefSeq and is a predicted model, not a curated record. The transcript has 6 exons.